Molecule: messenger RNA, 1014 nt
Organism: Arachis ipaensis
Lineage: Eukaryota; Viridiplantae; Streptophyta; Magnoliopsida; Fabales; Fabaceae
Source: RefSeq, a predicted model, not a curated record
AUGGCCAGUAACAGCGUAUACAUAGUUGUGUAUGUUUAUCCCAAUUGUCGUAUGAGAAAUGGCGACAAUGGGAUGACGUUUGAGUGUGAGAAUCUGAUACUGUUGCGCACUCGGCGUGUAAGUACGUUGUGGGAGUUGAAGAGUUUGAUAUUGAGCAACCUUGGUGGUAUAGAAGCAAGGGAGGUCGGAAGGGUGGGGUAUAGUUUGCUAGCACCCAUAGGUAAUGGAGUUUUCCGGUUUCGACUAUUUCACCUUCUAGGGGACGAGCAUGUGCGACUCAUAUUUGACAUCCAUGAGAGGGUCAUGGCGGAACAGGUGAUGGAGCUUUUUCGCCGACGUUGGAGAUAUUGGUCAUGGUGGUUCUUGGAUAAGGUUGAUGAGGGCAACGAGGAGUCAGACGAAGAAUACAUGGUGGAUAAUGCAGACAGUGAUUCUUCCAAAGGGGGCGAUGAUGAAGAGUUUGUACCGGAGACACCUGCCCAGAUUGUGGCGCGCCAUAUCUUGCCUUCACCUCACCCAAUUUCGGCGCUAUCGGCAGUGCCAAGUCACUAUCAUAGUUUGGAUCUGGACGACAUGCAUGAGAGGACUCUAUUUUCUGACACGAGAGAAGAGGAUUACAACCUAGACGAUGGGGUAGAGUUUCAGGUCGACCACAGGAGUGCUGAGUACCGGGUGAUCGAAUCGGACCGAUUAAAGUACCAUGUGCACUGCCAUCAAGCUGGGAAUGGGUGUCAAUGGAGCAUCCGUGUGGCCCUUAGGCAGAACUUCGGAUACUGGGAGGUUCGGAGGGCUGGCGGAGCGCAUAGUUGUUUAACACCCACCAUGUCUCAAGACCAUCGUCAGUUAGACAGCAAUCUCAUCUGCAGGGUUAUAUUGCCAUUGAUACAGUUCAACCCCUCCGUCAGCAUUCCAGUGUUGCAAGGUGCGGUCUAUGCUAGCUAUCACUUCAAACCCUCCUAUAGAAAGGUGUGGAUGGUGAAGCAGAAGGCAAUUGCACAGAUCUACAGAGAUUGA